Ipomoea triloba (trilobed morning glory) is the source of this 731-nucleotide messenger RNA. Its product is annotated as putative inactive methylesterase 20. Gene Ontology annotation, biological process: salicylic acid metabolic process; jasmonic acid metabolic process. Bases 110 to 646 code for a protein of 178 amino acids. NCBI's taxonomy places the organism in Eukaryota, Viridiplantae, Streptophyta, Magnoliopsida, Solanales, Convolvulaceae. The transcript has 2 exons. The record is from RefSeq and is a predicted model, not a curated record. Gene Ontology annotation, molecular function: methyl jasmonate esterase activity; methyl indole-3-acetate esterase activity; methyl salicylate esterase activity.
GGGACUGAUUUGUCAAGACUGAAAACCAACACUUUUCAAUUCAGCACUAAUAGUAAAGCUUUGGGCUCUUAAUCUCUUCAUUGCUGAAGCGGUGGAGAUCGAGUGGUGGAUGAUGGAUGAGAGAAAGAAGCACUUUGUGCUGGUUCACGGAGCUUGCCACGGCGCGUGGUGCUGGUACAAGGUGGCGGCGCUGCUUAGAGCGGAGGGCCACAAAGUUAGCGCCCUUGACAUGGCCGCCUCGGGAAUUCAUCCCAAACGCGCGGAGGAAGUGCGUUCCAUGGCGGAAUACAACCAACCCUUGAUGGAAUUCAUGGCUGCGUUGCCGGCGGAUGAGAAGGUGGUUCUCGUAGGCCAUAGCAAAGGUGGGAUCAACAUUUCACUUGCCAUGGAGGCUUUUCCUCACAACAUAUCUGUUGCGGUGUUUGUUGCUGCUUUCAUGUAUGGCCCUCAUCUAAGCCAUCAUGCCGUCAAACAAGAGUUCAAUCGACAACUGGAAUCUUACAUGGACACAAAAAUCGAGUACAAAGAGGGAGAAGAAAAGGAACGCCACCCGGUCUCCAUCCUCUUUGGUCAUGAGAUGCUACAAAAGAUGUUGUAUCAGCUCUCUCCACCAGAGGUUAGUGAUCUGACUGAGUUCUUUAGCUGAAACUGAAUGAGAUAAACCUACUCAGUAUUAAUUACAAUUUUAGAAUGCUCUGUCAUUACAAAGUCAAGUCUGGUUAAUUUCGCUA